This is a messenger RNA of Synchytrium microbalum, 693 nucleotides long. RefSeq lists its product as uncharacterized. Gene Ontology annotation, molecular function: RNA polymerase II general transcription initiation factor activity; transcription coactivator activity; protein heterodimerization activity. Gene Ontology annotation, cellular component: SAGA complex; transcription factor TFIID complex. Gene Ontology annotation, biological process: DNA-templated transcription initiation; RNA polymerase II preinitiation complex assembly. Bases 1 to 693 code for a protein of 230 amino acids. NCBI's taxonomy places the organism in Eukaryota, Fungi, Chytridiomycota, Chytridiomycetes, Synchytriales, Synchytriaceae. The transcript is spliced from 4 exons. The record is from RefSeq and is a predicted model, not a curated record.
AUGGCCACAGGCAGCACCAGCCAAGCAUUAGGCACAUUAGAGGGCGAUACGGCACAGGAUGCGUCACAAAUUCCUCGAGAUGCCCGAUUAAUUUCACUCUUGUUGCAAUCAAUGGGAAUUGAAGAAUACGAGCCAAGAGUAUUACAUCAAUUACUGGAAUUUAUGCAUCGAUAUGUAUUGGAUGUUUUGAAUGACUCAAUGGUGGUUGCAGACCAUGCUGGACGACAAGAAAUCAACAAUGCAGAUUUGGAAUUGGCUGUCUUGUCUAGAUUAGAACACUCUUUUGCUCUACCACCUUCUCAUGAUGCAUUAUUGGAACUAGCAGCCUCAAAGAAUUCAAUCCCUUUGCCAUCCAUAGCAGAAAAGUUUGGAUUCCGUGUACCUCCAGAAGCUAGAACACUCACUUCUCCAAACUUUGUCGUCACGCCCAUUCCAACUAAUCAAACCCCAGAAGGAACACAUUCAUCUGGUAUACCACAAAAACGAAAACAGGAAAUGCAGCAACAUCAGCAAGGAAUGCAAAUGCAUCAACAGCAGCAGCAAAUGCCACAAAUGAAUCCAAUGAAUCAACAACAGCAAAUGAUGCCUCCACAGCAGCAGCCAAUGGGAUAUGUUCCUCAACAACCAAUGUAUAUGCCUGCUUCUGAAACACGACCAUCGCAAGAUGAUGAUGAGGACUAUGACAUGGCAUGA